Spea bombifrons (plains spadefoot toad) is the source of this 4291-nucleotide messenger RNA. It is a transcript of the gene ADGRA3, whose product is annotated as adhesion G protein-coupled receptor A3. Gene Ontology annotation, biological process: cell surface receptor signaling pathway; G protein-coupled receptor signaling pathway. The record is from RefSeq and is a predicted model, not a curated record. NCBI's taxonomy places the organism in Eukaryota, Metazoa, Chordata, Amphibia, Anura, Pelobatidae. The coding region runs from base 27 to 3977 and encodes 1316 amino acids. The transcript is spliced from 19 exons. Gene Ontology annotation, cellular component: plasma membrane; external side of plasma membrane. Gene Ontology annotation, molecular function: protein binding; G protein-coupled receptor activity.
GGCCGGGACAGGGACCGGAGCGAGGCAUGGAGGCCUGCCGGGGCCCCGGGCUGCUACUGCUUCUGCUACACUGCGCCGUGCUGGCCGGGCCCGUGGGAGGAGGAGACCCCGGCCUGACCACGGCUUUACCCCCUGGAUGUAAACAGGACGGCAGACCUCGAGGGGCCGGGAAGGCGGCGGCGGCGGCUGCCUCAGAUACGGGAAAAGUAGUAUGUACGAGCGUGGACCCCGGCAGGAUCUUCCCCCUCAGCCCCCUGCCCAACCGGACCAGCACCCUAAUUCUCAACAGUAAUAAGAUCACCGAACUGACCAACGGUUCCUUCGAGGGUCUGAGCUUUCUUGAAAGACUGGAUCUUCGAAAUAACCUGAUAAGUUCAAUCGAGCCUGGUGCGUUUGUAGGACUUGGAUCUCUAAAAAGGCUAGACCUUGCAAACAACAGAGUGGGAUGCCUGAGUACGGACACCUUCAAGGGGCUGACUAACCUUGUCCGACUAAAUCUUUCAGGAAAUUUAUUUUCCUCGUUGCCACAAGGGACAUUCGCUAAUAUGGCUUCUUUAAAAUCAAUUGAGUUUCAGACGGAUUAUCUCCUGUGUGACUGUAACCUUCUGUGGAUGUUACGUUGGACAAAGGAAAAAAAUAUCACCGCCCGGGACACGAAAUGUGCUUUCCCCAAGUCGCUGCAAGGGCAACUGAUUACAGCACUGAAACCGGAGCAACUCAGCUGUGAAUCUCCUCUCGAGCUGCCCUCGUUUUACAUGAGCCCGUCACAUCGUCAGGUUGUGUUCGAAGGCGACAGUCUUCCGUUCCAGUGCAUGGCGUCGUAUAUCGACCAGGACAUGCAGGUGCUGUGGUACCAAGAUGGAAAGAUCGUGGAAACGGAUGAAUCACAGGGUAUUUUCGUUGAGAAGAACAUGAUUCACAAUUGCUCCUUAAUCGCAAGUGCCCUUACGAUCUCCAACAUCCAAGCUGGUUCCACCGGAAACUGGGGGUGCCAGGUCCAAAGCAGGCGUGGAAACAACACGAGAACGGUGGAUAUCGUGGUGCUGGAGAGCUCCCCCAAGUACUGCCCUUCAGAAAGGCUCAUAAACAACAAAGGAGACUUCAGGUGGCCCAGAACAUUGGCAGGCAUUACCGCAUACCUACUGUGCACGCGAUAUUCUGUCGGCAGCGGCAUAUAUCCUGGCAAUCAGCAAGAUGACAUAAGAGCCUGGCGCAGAUGUGACAGAGGGGGCUUUUGGGCAGAGGAAGACUAUUCCCAAUGCCAGUAUGCAAAUGAUGUCACGCGGGUCCUAUUUAUGUUCAAUCAGAUGGCUCUUAAUGUCACAAACAUAGUAACUACAGCCAAACAGUUGCUAGCAUAUACCGUAGAAGCUGCCAAUUUCUCCGACAAGAUGGAUGUGAUCUUUGUCGCCGAAAUUAUCGAGAAUUUUGGCAAAUUUGUUGAAAAGCACAAAGAGCUGGGUGAUGUCAUCGUCGACAUAGCGAGCAACAUAAUGCUAGCCGACGAGCGCGUUUUAUGGAUGGCUCAGACGGAGGCUAAAGCUUGCACCCGUAUCGUGCUGUGCUUGCAGCGCAUUUCCACGUUCAGACUGGUAAACGGAGCGCAAGUCUAUUCCACUUAUUCCCCAAACAUUGCUUUAGAUGCAUACAUUAUCAAAUCGAACCUCUUCACCGGGAUGACUUGCACCGUGCUUCAGAAGGGGACUGCUGCGGAUCGCAUUAUACUCGCAGACUCCGGCAGACGAGAUCCAGAUGGCAACCAGGAUAAACAACUCGGCUUCAAAUGCAAUGUUUCAAACACAUUCAGUAGCUCGGCAUUUAAGAACACAGUCGUGGAGGCAUCUAUUCAGCUUCCUUCUGCGCUCUUCAUCCCAACGGAAAAGCGCGAUAGACGGGGAAUAGACGAAUCUGUGUACAGGCUGCAGCUUAUUGCUUUUCGGAACGGAAAGCUUUUUCCUGCUACGGGAAACUCCACACACCUUGCAGAUGCUGGCAAGAGGCGAUCAGUAGUCAGCCCCGUUAUCCUCGCCAAACUAGAUGGUCCAAACCGAAACAUUCCUAAUGUCCCUAUUAACGUUACACUACGGCGCAUCGCACAUGGCAAUGAUGCCGUGGCAGCUCAGUGGGAUUUUGAUCUGCUUGAUGGGCAUGGUGGAUGGACAUCAGAAGGCUGUGAUAUAAUUGCAUCAGAUGAAAACAUAACUACUAUCCAGUGCAACUCUCUCGGGAACUAUGCUGUGUUAAUGGACCUUACCGGAGCCGAGUUAUUCCAGCCGCCUGCAAACUACUUGCACCCGGUGGUUUAUGCUUCUGCGGUUGUGCUGCUUUUGUGCCUCGUGAUGUUUAUUGUCAGCUACAUUUACUAUCACAGCUUGGUGCGAGUUAGCCUUAAAACCUGGCACAUGCUGGUUAAUCUUGGUAUUCACAUAUUCCUAACAUGUGCAAUAUAUGUGGGGGGCAUAACUCAAACAAAGUACGCCAGUGUAUGCCAAGCGAUGGGAAUUCUCCUGCAUUACUCCACUCUCGCAACUGUCCUCUGGGUGGGUGUUACAGCGCGCAACAUAUAUAAGCAAGUGACAAAGAAAGCCAAGCGCCAGGACCCGGAUGAGAUGCCCCCCCCACCAAGACCAAUGCUCAGAUUUUAUCUCAUCGGUGGUGGGAUCCCAGUCAUCGUUUGUGGUAUAACAGCAGCAGCAAAUAUAAAAAACUAUGGAAAUCAACCAAAUGCACCAUACUGUUGGAUGGCUUGGGAACCCAGCUUGGGAGCUUUUUAUGGACCAGCCAGCUUCAUAGUUUUCAUCAAUUGUAUGUACUUCCUCAGCAUUUUCAUUCAGUUAAAACGACAUCCCGAUCGAGUAUUUGAACUCAAGGAACAAACAGAAGAGCAACAGCGGCUAGCGGCCAGCGAGAGCGGCGAGGGCAACCAGCCAGAUUCCCUUUCGGUGUCCUUGGUAUCAAAUUCAGCCUUGGAGAACGAGCAGACCUUUCAGGCACAGCUGCUCGGAGCCAGCCUCACGCUCUUCCUUUAUGUGUCUCUGUGGAUAUUUGGUGCUCUGGCAGUCUCUCUAAACUAUCCAAUGGACUUGGUGUUUAGCUGUUUCUUUGGUGUGACCAGUUUAAGCCUCGGUGCCUUCCUGGUUGUCCACCACUGCAUGAACAGGGAAGACUUGAGACGUGCUUUGAUAAAUACGUUUUGCAACGGCAGGAGCGCUUAUUUUGUUCAGGUUAACGUACAGCCGUCCAACUCGACUACGACUAGUAGUGAAGCUCCUAAAUGUACAAACAGCAGCGCCGAGUCUUCCUGCACAAACAAGAGUGCUUCUAGCGUUAAAAACUCGUCACAAGGAUGUAAGCUGACCAAUUUGCAAGCCGCCGCAGCACAGUGCAAUACGGCUCCUUUACCGUUAAACACGGCCCCUCAACUUGAUAAUAGCCUAACGGAGCAUUCAGUGGACAAUGAGAUAAAAAUGCAUGUUGCCCCUGUGGAAGUUCAGUAUCGGUCCAAUGGCCACCCCUCUAGACAUCACAAGAACCGAAGUAAAGGCCACCGGUCGAGUAGACUUACGGUCCUUCGAGAAUAUGCCUACGACGUCCCCACAAGCGUGGAAGGAAGUGUUCAAAGUGCAGCGCCAAAGAGUCGCCAAAGUCACGGCGAGGGGCAUUCUCGGAGCAGGAGAGCGUACUUGGCUUACAGAGAGCGCCAUUUCAACCAGUGCCAUCAAGACAGUAGCGAUGCCGGGAGUACUCUUCCCAGAUACAGCAGAAACCUGGAAAAGGUAACAUUUAAUAACAACAAAAAAGACAUUUUGAGAGAACCAAUCGGUGUUGAGCUUGAAAGCCAACAAAAAUCAUACGGUUUAAAUUUAGCCGUUCAAAAUGAGCCUGCCAAAGACGAUAUUACAGCGGAACCACCUAAAAACGCGGACAACAAUGGAAAUGUACGUACUGGACUAUGGAAGCAUGAAACUACUGUGUAGUAUCUCUCAUUCAGUAUGAGAAUUUCCUAAGAACUCAUUCAUAUAAAGACUUGUUGAAUAAAAUGUUUACAACAUUUUUUUAAUGCUAUUUUUGGGAGAAUACAAACUAUGAAGAAGAUUUGCUGUUUUAAAUCACUUUUUUUUUUGAAGAUGACAAUCUGUGUGUGAUGUUUUUUAUUUUUUUAAAUACUUUUUAAGAAAAGCAAGAAAAAUUAGUUUUUUGUAUUUUUUGAUAUAUAAUGAAUGCCUUGUUUCCAAACUAUUUUGUAUUUAAAAUUGUAAUAAAUUGCUUUUUUUUUUCUACAGCCACAAAA